AAAACACUUCAACCUCAUUUGGUGGUGCCGAACAGGUAGUGGAUUUCUAGUCCAGUUGUAGAGGGAGAGAGAGAGAGAGAUCAGCGAGGUAUGGCGGCGAUCGCUAGCGUCAAGGCCCGUCAGAUCUUUGAUAGCCGUGGCAAUCCCACCGUUGAGGUGGAUGUUUGCCUAACUGAUGGGACGUGCGCAAGGGCCGCUGUCCCCAGCGGUGCUUCAACAGGUGUAUAUGAAGCUCUAGAAUUAAGAGAUGGAGGAUCAGAUUAUCUUGGGAAGGGUGUCCUCAAGGCUGUUGCAAAUGUUAAUGCUAUCAUAGGACCUGCUCUUAUUGGCAAGGAUCCAACAGAACAGGUUGAGAUUGAUAAUUUCAUGGUCCAACAGCUUGAUGGAACCUCAAAUGAGUGGGGUUGGUGCAAACAAAAGCUAGGGGCAAAUGCUAUACUGGCUGUUUCUCUUGCUGUGUGCAAAGCUGGAGCCAGUGUGAAGAAGAUUCCUCUUUACCAGCAUAUUGCUAACAUUGCUGGAAACAAGAACUUGGUGUUGCCUGUACCAGCUUUUAAUGUUAUUAAUGGUGGAUCACAUGCUGGAAAUAAGCUUGCCAUGCAGGAGUUUAUGAUUCUUCCUGUUGGGGCAUCCUCGUUUAAAGAGGCCAUGAAAAUGGGUGUGGAAGUUUAUCAUAAUUUGAAGGGUGUAAUCAAGAAAAAGUAUGGACAGGAUGCUACUAAUGUUGGUGAUGAAGGGGGUUUCGCUCCAAACAUUCAGGAAAACAAAGAAGGCCUUGAGCUUUUGAAGACUGCAAUAGCGAAAGCUGGAUACACUGGCAAGGUAGUUAUUGGGAUGGAUGUUGCUGCGUCAGAAUUUUAUAGUGAUGGUGAUAAGACUUAUGACCUUAACUUCAAGGAGGAGAACAAUGAUGGUUCACAAAAAAUAUCAGGCGACAAAUUGAAAGAUGUCUACAAGUCUUUCGUAUCCGAAUAUCCAAUUGUGUCCAUCGAAGAUCCAUUUGAUCAGGAUGAUUGGACCCAUUAUGCCAAGAUGACUGAAGAAAUUGGGCAGCAGGUCCAGAUUGUCGGGGAUGAUCUUCUUGUCACAAACCCCACGAGGGUGUCCAAGGCAAUCAACGAAAACGCAUGCAAUGCCCUUCUCUUGAAGGUUAAUCAAAUAGGAACUGUUACAGAGAGUAUAGAAGCUGUGAAAAUGUCUAAGCGUGCUGGCUGGGGUGUAAUGGCAAGCCACCGAAGUGGUGAAACAGAGGAUACAUUUAUUGCUGAUCUCUCUGUCGGUUUAGCAACUGGACAGAUCAAGACAGGAGCUCCAUGCCGCUCAGAGCGCCUUGCCAAGUAUAACCAGCUGCUUAGGAUCGAAGAGGAGCUCGGCGAUGCUGCAGUCUAUGCCGGGGUCAAAUUUAGGGCACCCGUGGAGCCUUAUUAGAUGGAGCUGCUAAACUAAGACACUCGUUGCUGAGUUCUAUGAUUUUGGUGCCCCUCUUUGGGUGGGUAUGGUAUGUCCGAAGUAUGUCAUCUGUGUUUUAGCAGUUGGCAGAAUAAGUGAUUGUUUUGGUAUAUGGUCAACAAUGACAGCGUUAUUGUGGGUUGGGACUUUCAUCUGGUUGAAGUUUGUAGAAAUCUCUCUUUCCAAAGAGAUUACAUGUUGUUUAUUGAGUGAUUUCUUCUUGGGAUGCA
Musa acuminata AAA Group (dessert banana) is the source of this 1679-nucleotide messenger RNA. RefSeq names its product enolase-like. The coding region runs from base 91 to 1428 and encodes 445 amino acids. The record is from RefSeq and is a predicted model, not a curated record. The transcript has 17 exons. Gene Ontology annotation, biological process: glycolytic process. Gene Ontology annotation, cellular component: phosphopyruvate hydratase complex. Lineage: Eukaryota; Viridiplantae; Streptophyta; Magnoliopsida; Zingiberales; Musaceae. Gene Ontology annotation, molecular function: phosphopyruvate hydratase activity; magnesium ion binding.